Messenger RNA from Rhodamnia argentea, 821 nucleotides. RefSeq names its product organelle RRM domain-containing protein 2, mitochondrial. Gene Ontology annotation, cellular component: mitochondrion; ribonucleoprotein complex. The transcript is spliced from 5 exons. The record is from RefSeq and is a predicted model, not a curated record. Gene Ontology annotation, biological process: mitochondrial mRNA modification. Lineage: Eukaryota; Viridiplantae; Streptophyta; Magnoliopsida; Myrtales; Myrtaceae. The coding region runs from base 84 to 491 and encodes 135 amino acids. Gene Ontology annotation, molecular function: RNA binding.
CUGCCCUCUUCCUUUCCUUGAAUCCUCGAAAUGCUCUCUUUCCCUCUUGCCGUCGCCGUAAAAACUGAAUCCACGACUCAUACAUGGCUCUGAGACUGGCGGCGCCUCGCGGCUUGAGGAGGCUGUUCUCAACCUCCCCGUUCUUUCCUCCGCCGACUGCGGCAGCGGCUCAGCCCCGAGUGGAGCCUGAGCCCAACACCAACCUAUUUGUAUCAGGGCUGAGUAAACGUACUACUACAGAGAAACUACAGGAAGCCUUUUCUCAGUUUGGUGAAGUCGUUCAUGCUAGGGUGGUGUCUGAUCGGAUUUCAGGAUAUUCAAAGGGUUUUGGCUUUGUCAGAUAUACUACAUUAGAAGAUGCUGCAAAAGGUAUUGAGGGUAUGAAUGGAAAGUAUCUAGAUGGUUGGGUUAUAUUUGCUGAGUACGCAAAGCACCGGCCACCACCUUCCUCGCCUCCAAACAACGGGUUUCCUUCAUACAGUCAUCAAUGAAUUUUUUCUUCCAAUGCUGCUACUUCCGCCUCGCCAACAGCUGAUCGGCCUUUGAGGGUGUAGUAUCUCUGGCAAUAGCCCCGAGUCAUUUUAUCCAAAAAUUGGGGAUCAGCCUUGUAUGAGAGAAGGAACAGAAUCACUGAAAUGAAGGCAAACACUUUGGAAAUCAAAAGAGUCUGUUUAUCUACUAAUAUUUCUCAUUUGCUCGAGUCUUAUGAUCUUUUCUUGCAUAUGAGCUCAAGAAUCACUGGAAGGUUUUCCCAUUACAUGUAUCCGAAAGUGUUUCAUUGGCUGUACAUAUGUCCCCAUUUCAAAGGUCAGUUCUUUCAC